Alternaria atra is the source of this 3723-nucleotide messenger RNA. RefSeq lists its product as uncharacterized. Gene Ontology annotation, cellular component: actin filament; cytoplasm. Bases 1 to 3723 code for a protein of 1240 amino acids. Gene Ontology annotation, molecular function: actin binding; microtubule binding. Gene Ontology annotation, biological process: actin filament polymerization. Lineage: Eukaryota; Fungi; Ascomycota; Dothideomycetes; Pleosporales; Pleosporaceae. The record is from RefSeq and is a predicted model, not a curated record. The transcript has 3 exons.
AUGUAUAAAGUCAAGGCCAUCUACGACUACGCGUCCCCCCACGAAGAUGAUUUGGGCUUCAAGAUCGGCCAGAUAAUCUCCGUCACCGAGGAGGAGGGCGACGACUGGUAUGUGGGCGAAUACACCGACGACAGCGGCACCAAGCACGAUGGCCUCUUCCCCAGGAACUUCGUCGAGCGCUACGAGCCAGCGCCGCCGCCACGGCCCAACCGAGCUUCACGGCACAAGCCAUUAGAGCAGCCGCCUGCGCAGGAAGCCCCCCCUACGCCUCAGGUGCCGCAACAGGAGCCAGAGCCAGUCCAGCCUAAAGAACCAGAGCCGCCCAAGCCUCAACCUCCUCCCAUCGAGGUGCCCAACGCUGCCAAAACAACACCGCUGCCCAUGUCACCAAUGUCACCCCGCUCUGCGUCGAGCGCGAAGGCUCAAGAAGCUCUACCACCGCAGUCAGAGUCGUCCAAGCCAGCUCCUCCUGCAAAAAAGGCCCCGCCCCCUGUCGCCCCGAAGAACAAUGCCUUCCGGGACCGUAUUGCCGCUUUCAACAAGACGAGUGAUCCUCCGCCCAAACCUAUCAAGCCAUCCGGCGGCGCUCCGAGUUUCAUCAAGAAGCCAUUCGUGGCUCCUCCACCGAGUCGAAAUGCCUACAUUCCUCCUACUCGAGAGGCGGCUCCUCCAGUCAAGACAUACCGCCGUGACGAGGAUCCGGAGAUUGCAGAGCGCCAGGCGCAGAAUCAGAACGAUGCAGAGCGCGCGGGUCUAGUUGCUCAUGACGCCCCGAAGGCGAACGAAGGCGAAGAAGAGCAGCAGCCCAAGAUCAGCCUGAAAGAACGUAUUGCUCUGCUUCAGAAGCAACAGCAGGAGCAGGCAGAAAGGAUGGCAGCUAUGCACAAGGAAAAGCCAAAGCCUAGGCCGCCCGUGGUCAAGAGGACUGAGUCCCAGGAUGCUCAUGCUGAAGACAGCGAAGACACUGGUCUAGAGCGCGUGACAAGUGGAGCAUCUAAAGGUCGUGUAUCCAUGGAUCAGCAUCGACCUCCGCGGACAUCUCACGACAUCCGGUCUCCAGACUCGCAAAUGCGCAAUCGCGAACUACUCAGCGAAAACGAUGCCGAUCAAUCUGCUGCUGGAGACACCGAGGAUGCUGGAGGAGAGUCCACAAGUGUCGAGGAGGACGAGGAUCGACCGAAGAGCAGGCACCCACCGCCGCCACCGCCUAGAGCACCCACUGCCCCUACGGAAGAGCCUAAUGUUGGCGAUGAGCAAGACGUGCCCGAAGAAGAGGAGGAAGAAGACGAAGAGGAAGAUGAAGAAACUGCAGAGCUGAGACGUAAGGAAGAGCUACGCGAACGCAUGAGAAGACUGGGUGGCGGCAUGGGUGGAAUACCCAUGUUUGGCGGACCCAUGCCUAUGGGCGGUCUUCCACCAAAACCAAAGAAGAAAUCGACUGCUGAGAAGAAGCCUGAGGAGACUGAGGAGUACAAUAUGCCCCAGCAACGAGUCCCUAUGUUUGGGUUUGGUAUGCCUGGUAUGCCGCCCGUCAAAAGUCCAGAGCCCGAGGACCGCACGCUUUCCGUCGAAAAGGAAGAUGAGACCCCGCACCCUGUCACCAGCGCUCAUCCAGCGGACAAAGUGCCCGAUGUAGAAGAAGUUGCGUCUCAGCCAGUUCAGCCAACGCCUACCGGCGAUGGUCCCCCACCUGUCCCAACAGACCGUAAGUUUCUGAUUCCUCGCAAGCCCAUCUACGCUUUUGUACGCCAUGCCCGAGACUGUAUGCAGUUGCCAUCUUCCGAGACCUUGUCAAAGACCUAUGUCACUUACGACGGUCUAUCGGAAUAUGUUAUGACUGUAUGCGCGUCUAGACGUCCUGCACCUCCUCCGGUGCCAUCAGCGUCUCGACCGGUGCCGCCACCCCCUCCGCAGGUUCUCUCUCCUGGACCCGGAUCUGAGUCUGGCGAUGAGAUGACAGAUGUCGCUGACACCCCGUCUGCUCCAAGCCAAGCACACAACAAGCGGGCUUCGUACUUUGCCUCCAGUGAGCUAUCACAGGACCCAUCGGAGAGGCGUGCGCCUCCCAUUCCGUCUGCGGGCCCCGCAUCCCCUACAAUAGGCCGACCACCUCCGCCACCUCCACCGGCACAAGCACCCCCUUCGCGUCAUGAGGACCUACCCAUCCGAAGACUGGACCGUAAUGAGGGCGAAACCGACUAUGAAGGUGACUAUGAUACGGACAUGGCACCAGAGGCAACUCACAAGGAUGCCUUGAAGUCACAUGCUAGAGAUUCUAGUGUAGAUGACAACACCCUGACAGACGAGCCAACCUCAGCACGAUCACCCACAAUUCCCCACGGAAUGCCGCCUCUACCUCCUACUGCACCCCGUGCAGUGCCACCUCCUCCACCUCAGCAAGCGCCCAGUCGGCCAUCAACAGAUGCUCCCCGUGGUGCACCUCCUCUUCCACCGGUACCACCGCCAACUCGCAACGCCCCUAUGGACGACGAUGAUGACGAUUACGACCCGUACAAGUAUACCGGACCACCUCGCCCACAAGCUGCAGCACCUCCAGCUCCUAGGGCAGUGCCACCACCUCCACAAAGUCAGCCGCCUCCCCCGCAGAGUCGUCCACCGCCACCAAUGCCUCCAUCGAUGCCUCCUCUUCCACAGCGUCAAGAAUCAGACGACGAGGACGAUCUGUACUCUUCGCCCCCGCCUCGGAAAUCUCACGACAGACCGCCACCUCCACCACCUCAAGCCCCGCCGCAUCAGCAUGCACCUCCACCUCUUCCACACUUACAGGCUCCGCCUCCCCCGCCUCAAGAAAGAAUGGUGCCGCCGCCACCGCAAGAGCGUCCUGUUUCAAUGUUCUCACCCGUUGCAACGGAGGCACCACCUCGGAUACUGAAUACUCGAAAGUCGCUUGAUGCGGGCCAAAUGCUGACAUCUCGAGCCUCUAUGGACCAGGCUCGUCCGGCGACGAACCAAGGCUUCAUCGCGAGCGAUAUCGAUUUGGGGGUUUCGUCGCAUUGGUGGACUCAACCCAAGCUGCUCCCUCCCUCACUACAGGGCCGCAAAGACGUUUUGGUAGACAUGAAGGAGUCGCAAUCAGGCAACACAGUGGAGAAACUCAUCAAAGUUCUCUACCUAGAUUAUUCACAAACAAUCAUUUCCGCUCGCUUCGAGGCCAACAACGUCUCCGAUGUGGACCUUGAGCAGCGCAAUGAGCCACCACCUCCCAGCCAGCGUCCUGAUCAGCUGGAGAACGCCUACGAACAGUUUGGUCGCUCGAUAGCCAAAACGAUUGAAUCAAAGCAGAACACUGUCGUGGGCAAUGGCACGCCCCAUGGGCUGGUUGACGAGCUGUUCAAGCCCUUCAAUGACGCACUGCCCCCAAUCUCAACUCGCUCCUAUGGUGCGCUUGUUUACGCUAACCUAGCCAACGCGUCAACCCAGUCUUAUGAUGAAAUUCGCCCUGGUGACAUUAUCAGUUUCCGCAACGCUAAGUUCCAGGGCAAGACUGGACCAAUGCAUGCCAAGUACGCCAUGGAUGUAGGGAAGCCGGAUCACGUGGGUGUCGUUGUCGAGUGGGAUGGUAGCAAGAAGAAGGUGAGGGCUUGGGAGCAAGGACGUGAGCACAAGAAGCUCAAGCCUGAGAGCUUCAAGAUGGGAGAUUUGAGAUCAGGUGAAGUGAGGGUAUGGCGUGUAAUGAGCAAGAGCUGGGUUGGGUGGAAUUGA